This is a messenger RNA of Momordica charantia (bitter melon), 1343 nucleotides long. It is a transcript of the gene HSD5, whose product is annotated as hydroxysteroid dehydrogenase 5. NCBI's taxonomy places the organism in Eukaryota, Viridiplantae, Streptophyta, Magnoliopsida, Cucurbitales, Cucurbitaceae. The record is from RefSeq and is a predicted model, not a curated record. Gene Ontology annotation, cellular component: cytosol. Gene Ontology annotation, molecular function: oxidoreductase activity.
CCAAAAUUCUAAUGCCCUUUUAGAGAUCAUUUUUUUUUGUCUGUCUUUGUACUGUGUGUUGAUGAGAGAUGGAGUUGAUAAACUCAUUCCUGAACCUGGUGGUGCCGCCGGCGAGCUUGGUGCUGCUGGCUUUCUCAUGGCCGGCAUUGUCCUUCAUCAACGCCUGCGAGUGGAUUUACAGCUCCCUCAACUCCGAAGUCAUGCUCGAUAAAGUCGUCAUCAUCACCGGAGCCUCCUCCGGCAUUGGAGAGCAAAUAGCGUACGAGUACGCGAAGAGGGGGGCGAAUCUGAUGCUGGUGGCGAGGAGGGAGAACAGGCUGAGAGUGAUAAGCGAGAACGCGAGGCUGAUGGGAGCCAAGAGAGUUUUGGUUAUGGCGGCGGAUGUUGUUAAGGAAGAUGAUUGUCGAAGAUUUGUUUCUGAGGCUGUUAAUUUCUUUGGACGUGUGGAUCAUCUAGUAAAUACUGCAAGUCUGGGACAUACAUUCUACUUCGACGAAGUUACCGACACAUCUAUAUUUCCCCACUUGAUGGACAUAAACUUUUGGGGAAAUGUUUAUCCAACAUUGGUGGCUCUUCCAUACCUGCGUCAAACCAAUGGUCGAGUCAUCGUUAAUGCAUCGGUUGAGACCUGGUUACCCCUGCCACGAAUGAGUCUGUAUUCUGCAGCAAAAGCGGCACUGGUGAAUUUCUAUGAGACAUUGAGAUUUGAAGUGAGAGAUGAUGUUGGGAUAACAAUUGCUACACAUGGUUGGAUUGGGAGUGAAAUGACCAGAGGCAAGUUCAUGGUAGAAGAAGGUGCAGAAAUGCAAUGGAAGGAAGAGAGAGAGGUGCAGGCAAGCGGAAGUGCGGUUGAGGAGUUUGCAAGGCUGAUCGUGUCGGGGGCAUGUCGGGGCAGUUUAUACGUGAAGUAUCCGAGCUGGUAUGACAUAUUCCUGCUAUACAGGAUGUUUGCACCCAGCGUCCUGAACUGGACAUUCAGGAUGCUGCUUUCCUCCAACGGUACGAGGAGGACCUCCCUUGUCGGGACAGGAAUGCCGGUUUAUGAAGGUGGUGGGAGGCCUCUUUUGGGGAGCACAUCUCCGACAAGAAGACUAUUUCUCCUUCCCGCUAAUUCCCCACAAAGCCUACAGACCCAGAAGAUGGAAUGAAAACCUCUGUUGCAGAGAGAAUCACAAGUGGUUGUUUCUGAUUUUCCUAUAACUAUAAGAUCUUGUAUAUAAACGUUUUGCUCUUUCGAUUUGAUCUCAUUACUCUUAUAUAUGAUGCAGUUUCGGUUGAAUAAACAGGAUGUUUUUGAGUCCAUAUGUAAACUCUAAUAAAGGAAUGGCACAUUUUUUAUUCAA